Messenger RNA from Telopea speciosissima, 5600 nucleotides. Its product is annotated as putative 1-phosphatidylinositol-3-phosphate 5-kinase FAB1C. The transcript is spliced from 11 exons. The record is from RefSeq and is a predicted model, not a curated record. Gene Ontology annotation, biological process: phosphatidylinositol phosphate biosynthetic process. NCBI's taxonomy places the organism in Eukaryota, Viridiplantae, Streptophyta, Magnoliopsida, Proteales, Proteaceae. Bases 104 to 5458 code for a protein of 1784 amino acids. Gene Ontology annotation, molecular function: metal ion binding; 1-phosphatidylinositol-3-phosphate 5-kinase activity; ATP binding. Gene Ontology annotation, cellular component: endosome membrane.
UUGAAAAUAAGAAGUAAAACACUGUUUAGAAGAAGAAGAAACAUCUGUAACAGGUUUUGUUGCUGGGGAGACUGAUUGUUAUGCCUCGGAGUAGCUUCCUUCUAUGGGUAUGCCUGAUAGUUCAUUUCUAGAUCUUAUAGGCAAAGUUAGAUCUUGGAUCCCUUGGAGCGGAAUUGAUUUAUCCGGUAACUCCAGAGAAGUCUGGAUGCCUGACAACGGUUGCAGGAUGUGUUGUGAGUGUGAAAUGCGCCUAACAGAGUUCAGCCUUCGCUACCAUUGUCAAGGGUGUGGGCGGGUGUUGUGUGGGAAAUGUGCUCAGGCAAUUGGUACUUCUGUUGUAUCAGAUGUUUGGGGAAAUACCACCAAGGAUUGGGGAGAAAGAAAAUACUGCAAAUUCUGCUUUGAGGCAACUGUUGGGCAUGAAGCUGGGAGGCAGCACAAUGAUAGAAUUGAUCAUUCUUCUACUCAGUGGAGUCCAGAACAGGCAGUUCCUUGUUUAAGUGGUGAAAAUAAUGGCAAGACCUUUCAGAGUGCAUGUCUCACGCGCUUUCUUGAAGCAGAUAAACAUGGUUCUUCUCCUCAUGCGGUCGCUACCAGCAGUAUGGAGUCAUCCAGUGGGAACCUGUCUCCAGUUUCUUUCCUCUUCUCUUCUAGCAGGAGUGACGAGGAAGAUGGAGAGGAUUCUGGGAAGCAUUUUUUUAGUCCUUCAAGUGAGUACUGCCAAGAUGUUUCUGAUAUAGAUUCAAGUAGUGUUAGUGCUAGAUAUGAGUUUUACAGUGUCAAGUCAGUGGGUUCAAGUCCGCUGGGCAGCCCUUAUAGAAUGACUUGCACUCCUAGAGCAGGCUACUCUGUACAGCAGGAUCAAAUGGGAAGUCCAGAAUAUAAGAAUGAUGCUUCCCUUGGUCAAGUGACUAUGGCCGUUUUAAGAAGGCCAGAGACAGAAUCUGAGGAUCUAGAAACCACUGAUGAUUGCUCUGAUGAACUAUCGAUAUUCCAGGACCAGUGUGACAAGAUACAACAGCCAUUAGAUUUUGAAAAUAAUGUUCUCAUUUGGUUUCCUCCUCCGGCUGAUGAUGAAGAGGAUGAGUUGGAGAACAAUUUCUUCGAAUAUGAUGAUGAGGAUGAUGAUGUUGGAGAGUCAGGUGCAAUAUUCUCAUCUAGUAGCCUUAACAGUGACAUGUUCCCAAUUAGGGAAAAAUUGCAUGAUGAACAGAAGGAACCUCUUAGAGCUGUGAUACAUGGGCAUUUUAGAGCUCUCGUAUCACAACUGUUGCAGGGGGAAGGCAUCCAUGUAGGAAAUGACAAUGAUGGUGAACGUUGGCUGGACAUAGUCACAUCAGUUGCAUGGCAAGCUGCUAAUUUUGUGAAACCAGAUACAAGCAGAGGAGGCAGUAUGGAUCCUGGUGAUUAUGUAAAGGUUAAGUGUAUAGUAUCAGGAAGUCCAAGUGAAAGCACCCUUAUUAAGGGAGUAGUUUGUACAAAAAAUAUAAAACACAAGCGCAUGACAUCACAAUACAAGAACCCUAGGCUACUUCUCUUGGGUGGAGCAUUAGAGUACCAAAGAGUUCCAAAUCAGUUGGCAUCUUUAGAUACUUUACUCCAGCAGGAAAUCGAACAUCUCAAGAUGGUGGUUUCAAAGAUAGAGGUCCAUCGCCCGAAUGUUCUGCUGGUAGAGAAAAGCGUGUCAUCAUAUGCUCAGGAAUAUCUUCUAGCGAAGGAAAUUUCUUUAGUGUUGAAUGUAAAGAAGCCAUUGUUGGAGCGCAUAGCCAGGUGUACUGGUGCUCUUAUUGUUCCAUCGAUUGAUAAUCUUCCUAAAGCAAGAUUGGGGCACUGUGAAAAAUUUCGUUUGGAGAGAGUUUCUGAAGAAUGCACUGCUUCAAGUCAGUCCAAUAAGAAAUCAUCUAAGACCUUGAUGUUUUUUGAAGGUUGUCCAAGGCGUUUGGGCUGCACGGUCCUUCUGAAGGGCACGUGUCGUGAAGAACUAAAGAAGGUUAAACAUGUAGUUCAAUAUGCUGUAUUUGCAGCCUAUCAUUUGUCUCUGGAGACCUCUUUCCUUGCUGAUGAGGGUGCAAGUCUGCCAAAGAUGCCACUGAAAUCCCCAAUUGCAAUACCAGAGAGAAUGAACACAGCUGAUCAUACAAUUUCAGUAAUCUCUGGUUCAAAUGUGUCUACUGUUUGCCAGGAAUUAACAAUUGAAUCCCAACAUGUGGAUGCAUGUGACCCAGUAGGGACAUCAUCUUAUAAUCCAACUUUAGAUGUCUUAAGCCAAAAUGAGGGACUCACAGGUCCUCUGACAGAAUCUGAAUCUAUACAUGAACAUCUUAGUACUGGUCAUAUUUCUGCCUCCUCACCUUGCACUAUUGACCCUGGGGUUGGAAUGGAACUCCCUGAUUCACACAGUGAGCAUUCAGCCCCACAUGUUGCUAAGCAACCAUGUUACCAGAUGCAAUAUGAUGACUUAAGGGAUUCUGAUGUGCUUCCUUUCCAUAUCGGUAGUCAUUCUCAACACGACUUGCUGGAAACCGCUGUUCAAGAGAAUGGCAUGACGUUAAGAAAUCAAAUGCAGCUUGAAGGAGUUCCUGAGCUCAUGAAGUCUGAUGUGGUUGAUGGGAAUGAGGUGACACGGGAAUAUUUCUCAGCCGUUGACAAUCAUGAGAGUAUAUUGGUUUCCUUUUCUAGCUGUUGUGUGCUGAAAGGAAAAGUUUGUGAACGCUCUCAGCUCUUGCGUAUUAAGUUUUAUGGCAGUUUUGAUAAGCCUCUUGGGAGGUUUCUUCGUAAUGAUUUGUUUGAUCAGGCAUCCUUCUGCCGGGCUUGUAAUGAGCCUCCAGAAGCCCAUGUUCUAUGCUAUACUCACCAGCAAGGAAAUCUUACAAUAAAUGUUAAGAGCCUUCCCUCACUGAAGUUACCCGGAGAGCGUGAUGGAAAGAUCUGGAUGUGGCACCGAUGCCUCAAGUGUGCACAUAAGGAUGGAGUUCCACCUGCAACUCGUAGAGUGGUUAUGUCAGAUGCUGCUUGGGGGCUUUCUUUCGGAAAAUUUUUGGAGCUUAGCUUUUCAAAUAAUGCAACUGCUAAUCGUGUUGCAAGCUGCGGUCAUUCUCUGCAGAAAGAUUGCCUUCGUUUCUAUGGAUUUGGGAGCAUGGUUGCGUUCUUCCGUUAUUCCCCUAUUGAUAUUCUCUCUGUUCAUUUACCUCCCUCAGUUCUGGAAUUCAAUAGCCACAUUCAACAAAGAUGGGUCCAGAAAGAGGCAGUGGAGGUUUCUAAGAAAAAGGACUACCUAUAUUCAGAGAUAUUUGAUGUACUUCAAAGCAUUGAAAACAAAAGUACAUAUGUUGGACAUGAACCUACAGAUAUGGCUGAAUUUCAUAAUCGUGUUAUGGAGCUAAAAGAGCUUCUGAGUAAAGAGAAAAAUGAAUAUGAUAGUUUGCUACAACCAUCCAGCAUAUGGGAUCAGUACCCAGGUCAGGCUUCAGUUGACAUUUUAGAACUCAACCGUUUGAGACGCUGCCUCCUAAUUGAUUCUGUGGUUUGGGAUUGCCAACUAUGUUCUUUGGACUCACUUCUUGGAACAAAGAGUUCCAUUUCAAAGUUAGAUUCGUCUACUCAGGAGGCUGCAACUUUCUCCAAGUUGAGAGAGUGGACAAAUGAACUCAGAUCUGAUCAUGAAGAAAAUAAGUUGGAGCAGUUGGAAGAGCCUAAUUUGCAACACCAUGAGCCUGGUUCAGAUCGACCGGCCGAAAUGGAUUCAUUUACAAAAUUGUCUGUUGAAGGUGAACAUCUUGUAGGCCUUGAUUUGACCUCGGGCCCUCAUCACCAGCCGCAGGACAUACAAGUAGAUGGAGUUCCAGUUGAGAAUACAUCCUUGGAGAGUCUCCCUUCUGCUUCGAAUCUUUCUGAUAAAAUAGAUUCAGCAUGGACGGGUACAGGACAACCACCAGAUGGAAACCUAGGUGGUUCAGUUGGGCUAAUAAAUCAGAAGAAUCAUCCAUCUUUUAAAAGGCUCAUGUCUCCAGUCAGAGUAUAUUCUUUUGAUUCUGCAUUAAGAAUCCAAGACAAAAUACGAAAAGGACAGAGCUCAUCUCAUUUGUCCUCACUUAGGUCUUAUCAUGCUUCCGGAGAUUACAGGAAUGUGGUUAGAAAUCCUGUUGCUAAAAUGCGAAGGGCCUACUCCCAUGUCUUGCCAAGGGAGAUCAAGAAAGUAAAUAUCUUCAAUCCCUCCCCCCUUUUCAUCUCCUCGGCUUCACUUCUGGCUAGUGAAGGAGUUAGAUUAUUACUUCCACAAACAGGUCACAAUGACAUUGUUGUUGCUGUUUAUGACGAGGAACCCACCAGUGUGAUUUCCUAUGCUCUUGUUUCCAAGGACUAUGAGGAAUGGAUGGCUAAAUUGGAUGAACAUGGAGGAUGGAGUGCAAUUGAGAGCAACAAAGAGGGUGCCACCAAUUUAUUGGGUUAUAAUCAUGCUCCAGAUUCUACAUUUUCAGUUUGGCAGUCCUUUGGCUCGUUAGACUCGGAUGACAUCCGCCAUCGCAGUUAUGGAUCUGAUGAUGUGUCAUUGACAAAAGGGAGCCUGUUCUCAGAUCCCAAAAGAUCUCCUCAUGUCAAGAUUUCUUUUGAGGAUGAGUCAUCUUCCACAGGCAAAGCAAAAUUUUCAGUGACCUGUUAUUUUGCCAAGCAAUUUGAUGCUCUUAGGAAGAAAUGCUGCCCUAGUGAAGUGAACUUCAUACGUUCACUAAGCCGCUGCAGAGGAUGGAGUGCUCAGGGUGGGAAGAGCAAUGUGUAUUUUGCAAAGUCACUGGAUGAGAGGUUCGUUAUAAAACAAGUCAGUAAGACAGAGUUGGAUUCUUUUGAGGAAUUUGCACCGGAAUACUUCAAAUAUUUGUCAAAUUCUCUUACUUCAGGAAGCCCAACUUGUCUUGCUAAAGUUCUUGGUAUUUAUCAGGUCACUGUCAAGCAUUUGAAAGGUGGUAGGGAGACAAAAAUGGAUUUAAUGGUGAUGGAGAAUCUCUUCUUUGGGAGAAGUAUUUCAAGAGUAUAUGAUCUGAAGGGCUCUUCUCGAUCUCGCUACAACCCAGAUACAACAGGGAAGAACAGUGUGCUGUUGGAUUUGAAUCUGUUGGAAGCAUUGCGCACAAAACCCAUAUUUCUUGGGAGCAAGGCCAAGAGAAGCCUAGAGAGAGCGGUUUGGAAUGAUACAUCCUUUCUAGGGUCAGUUGAUGUGAUGGAUUAUUCUUUGCUGGUUGGGGUGGAUGAGGAGAGGAAAGAACUGGUUUUAGGGAUCAUUGAUUUCAUGAGGCAAUAUACAUGGGACAAGCAUCUGGAGACUUGGGUGAAGGCAUCAGGUAUCCUUGGAGGUCCCAAAAAUGCAUCCCCAACUGUUAUCUCUCCAAAGCAGUACAAGAAAAGGUUCAGAAAAGCAAUGUCCACAUACUUUCUUACGGUGCCUGACCAAUGGUCCGCUUGAUCAUUUUUUGUUUUUCUUUCACGACAACGAGCUGUUUGUAGACAGCACAAGCGGGGAUAAUUGUCAUUAUUAUGGUUUUAAUCAACUAUCCUUGGCAAAAGGGGCAGGUUCGGGCAUUUUAUUCCGAUUCUCCCUUCGUUCA